UAUAGUCUCAGUGUACCUGAAGCCCGCGCGCGAGCUUGACGCGCCUGUACUCUUACUUCGCCGGAGCUUUUUUCACCCGGAUUCACCAAUCUGCCGCGAGCUGUUUUUCUCUUUCUCUCUUAUACUCAAACUCUGCGCUCGAUCGAAUUAAAAGUGCCCGUUACUCUAUCAACGAUCUCGGAUCUCGAUCGAUCGCGCUGCUUGUAUAACAUAAACAUUGUCGGAAAUAUCGAGCCUCGAUCGAAAUACGAAAGAAAAGCUCGGGUACAGUCGGCGCAUAACGCAAUUGUUUUACCGGCGUGCAGCUGCAAGGAGUAUAACAGAGUCGCCGGAUGCCGAGGCAUGCGCCCUACAAAUUUCGGGAUUGAUGUAUCGCAGAGCGCAGAUCUGGAUUUGUUACACGCUAUGCUUGGCUCUGGUAAGUUUGCCACGCGCCGCACGGGGAAAUAUCACUACAGCCGCCACAAAAACAUUGGACUGGUGCAUACCGCAAUGCAUGUGUCUCUCAAACACCCAGAUCCUCUGCAACACAGGCGGUCUGCGCGACAUACCGACUAGUCUGCCCUCGAAUCUGGAGGAGUUGUCCUUGUCGAAGAACGAGUUCGGCACCAUCCGCAACGACGCGUUCUCUCAGCUGCGCCACCUGAAGAAGCUCUACCUCGACGGCAACGUCAUCCAGGAGAUACGGCCCUUCGCCUUCCGCGGUCUGAACAAGCUUCUCGCUUUAUCCAUCCAGUACACGCCGCUCUCCUACAUCGGCGAGUUCUCCUUCGCGGCUCUGCAGAACGUCAGCGGUAUCGUCCUCUCCCACAACAAGAUAGCCCACAUCAAGGCGAACGCGUUCGCCGGUAGCUCGCACAUCGGCAUAAUCGUCCUGAGCAACAAUCCGCUCAAGAGCAUACACAGCCACGCCUUCUCCGGGUUGACCUACGUCGGCCACCUCGUGCUCCCCGGGGGUAUCAAGAGCAUCGAGCCCGACGCCUUCAACGGACUCGAGCAGGUCGGACAGCUCAAGAUGACCUUCAUGGAUCUCGAGGGCGUCAAGCCCUACACCUUCCGAGGACUCAAGAACGUUAACCACCUGCUGAUCCAGACGUCGGACCUGGGCGUCAUCCACAAGGACGCCUUCUUCGGCCUCGAGCACAUCGACCAGCUGAACAUCGUGAGCAACAAGAUCGACGCGAUCGAGGAGUUCCACCUGGCCUCGAACUUCUCCAUCAACGUGCUCCACUUCCACAAGAACCACGUGCUCAAGGCCCCGAAGUACGGGGACGCCUCGUUCCGGGUGAACCGCAUCAGCACCGAGGAGAACCACUUUCCCUGCGACUGUCAGAUCCACCUGGUGCUCGAGAGCGACUUCGUGAACGGCAGCGUAGACGAGUUCCGCCGGCACAACUUCUGCAUAUCCACGGCCGAGUUCAACGGCAAGCCCAUGAGCGUCGUCGAUCUCGAAUCCAUCGCCAGCUGUCACGACAGGCUUACCAAGGAUAAUUACGGCUCCGGCGUCAGCGUCAGAUCGAACAGGCUAUGCUUCGCCCUCGUCAUUGGCUUUAUGGGCAUGUCUAGGAGGCUGGGCUUGCUCCUCUAGAUUCUGACGAGGCUUUUCUAUUCGAGUAUAUAUAGCCGCGUACACGUAUACGUAUAUAUAUAUAUAUAUAUCGACUCUAAGGUUGUGCAAAUUUUGUAUGCGUCUCUUGAUUGCGGAAAUCAUCCGGUCGAUCUCGUUAUUGGCCGAUGUUGUUUGCGCGUUUCCUCUCUCGUUUGACUCGCCGCUUUGUACAGCGCGCCGUCGCCUCCCACGUACUGCUGUACUACUGAUUUCGCGUAAUUGCAACGGGGGAGACCUGUUUCGCGCGUUUUUUCUUUCUUUUUUUGUUUCAAUCGAAUUACGUUCUAACGGUAUAUAACGUACGGGAUUUCGAUAUGUUCUGAAAAGUGGACUGUUUAUUAUAUCGUCGUAUUUGAUAAUUAUUCUAUAUUUAAUCCAGAGAGCUUUAACCGAAUGUUAUAAGGACGCUGUUGGCAAACGAUUCUUUACCUACGUUUACGUGUAAAAAUAAGAUGUUGAAAUCCAAAGCUAUACUUUAUUGCGAGAACUGAGAAAGUAUACCAAAUUAUAUAUAUGAGUUCCUUGGCUCUUUCGUUGUUCAGAUCCGAUGUUAUAUAUUCCAAGGGUAUACACAUUAUGAAAAAGGUCCAAAGAGACGAUAAUUAUUAAGACUAACAAAUGAAAGUAUAAUAUACUCAAACAAAAAUGAACGAACGAAAGUAUUAACAAUAAGAAAGUUCAGGGUACAACGACCCGAGUAUAGAAUUGAGACGAUCUGUCUUAUGGCCGACUACAUCUACACUACUACUACUUACUAUAGCGAAAGGUAUAUACAGUUAACAGGAGAAGAUGACGAAAGUACUAUUGUAUAAGGAUGAAACGACAAAAAAUAAUGGUAUAACGCGCAUAUACAUAUCGUAUAUCGAAACUCACUCAAUGAGCUUUUAAAGAAAACAAAAAAUACAAUGAUAUAUAUAUAUAUAUACAAACGCGUUGAUCGCCGGUCAUUGAUCGAAUCGUCCGGCGAGCGCGAUAUCGUGUGCUAAAAACUGUUUUUAAGGUUUCGAAACUUACUGAAAGUAAACCGUAGCUUCUAAGACGUGUAGGCGUAUGUAAGGUUGUUGAAUCGUUUCUUUUUGAACUUAGAAAUUCUUGAAUGUUGAAAUAACCAAUUUCCAAUCUUGACAUACACUCCAUUAAUUUAUUCAAAAGUCUAUAUCCGAGUUGAAGCUUUAGUUUGUAAAAGGGCGUUACGAUUAUUUCGCUUAUGCAAGUGAUGUAUACAACUAUAUGAAAGUACAUAUAAAUAAAAACUCUCUGCGUAGCUUGGCCUGAUGUGCUGUAUUCGCACUUUCGAUAUAUAUCUCGAAAAAUAUAAAACGGACGUACGCCUGAUACGCAGGCUGCACAUAUAGUAUAUAGUGCGAACUUUUAACGACGAAAAAAUAAAGUAUAACGCUUCGCAUAAGUUUGCCUAUGCAUAUAGUAUAUACAUAUAUACAUACAUAUUCGCGCUAUCUCUUUACAUAUUGAUCUCGACGAAGAAAAAAAAAAUGAAAGAAAACGUAAGAGAAAGAAAAAGAAAGUACUCGAUACAUUGUUAUAAAACUUAUAUACAAUAACGAAGAUAUGAUAUACUUUGCACUUUUUAUCCCAUACCGCGAUGUACAUUUCAUUAUAUACACUGUGUGUGAAACCGAUACAGUUCAUUAUAAUAUUUUUCAGAGUUUCUUCUAUAGUGUUUUAUACAGCUAUAAGGUGUCGUGUGUUUCAACGAGCAUUUGUUAUGUAAAAAUGAGAAAAGCCACAAAUUAUAAAACGAGAGGCGCUCUUUGUCCUGGAGUCUCGAAAAUUUUACCCGCGGAUUUAUGCAAGCGAAUCUCGAGGGUGAAUGGAAAAAUUGAUUUUCUUUUUCGAUUGUGUAAAUGUUGAAAAACUCGACACGUAUCAUAUUAGGCCGAUUCGAGACUCGGGAGAAAGAUCGUUCGCCACAAGUAAAAUUAAGAAUUUAAGAGUGGAACUCGAAAAUUAUUGCUCCGAGAUGUUUUGAUCGUUUGCAGUUUUUUGUCUGCAUGUGCAGUAUAUAGUAUAGUUAUUCCUUUACGUGCGAUUGAACCGUAUUGUCUAGAGCUACGACUGUUUGCAAAUUAUCAAUUUGAUAAGCGAAGAUAAACGAUAUAUGUUGCCAAAGACUAUAGAACCAUGAAAUGCUGCUUCUUUUUGAAUUCCACUCUUGUCGAGGGUUGUGCCGAAUAUUCCUUGUGCUCCAAAGUUGCUAGAGUCUAACCACUUGUAGAAGUUAGAUGACGUUAGCGCCAGACAAAGGCAAGAGACAAGAAAAAUAAAUAGAAAACCGAGAGCAUUAUAAUUACGGUAGUCCAAUUUUUAAGAGUGUCAAUUUAUGCAAUGUUCCCUAUCGCUCGUGUCACUGACCACAAGAGCGAAAUAAUAAUCGAAUAAGCUUCCAUGAGUGAAAGUACAUAGACAUAUAAUCGUUUUGUUUUCUGUGGAGAGUACGACAUGACGUGAAAAUUAGAAAAGAAAAACUAUUACAAAGUAUAUAAUCGAAACCAAAGGCCAAAAAAAAAACAUUGUAUUGCAUGACCGCGUCGAACGUGUUUGUAGUUCGAUGCUGAUAAGUGCAGACAUAUAUAUAUAUAUUACAAAUAUCAUUAAGGCUUCCGCCAAAGUGGCUGAGAACGGGUGAAUAAGGAAAGAGAGGACUGAGAUUAUCGUGAAGAAGCUUUUUUUAUUCUUUGUAAAAUCUGUAUACAAACGCCUCUUUUAUAGAUAGUCACACACAAUGUUUCUCUUUACGUUUAUCGUGAUAGAAAGUAAAUUUUCGUUCUGAUCGAAUAGUAAAUGUAAAUAAGCAGUGUAUUGUGAGAGAAAGAUGAUUUGACAAGUGUAAUUUUCAAGCGUAGUAAAUUUCGAACGAACUUGGUCCUGUUUUUCAAGCUUGCUCGUCAGCGACCCAUACUGUGUAAGACUUUGCUUGGCCUUCGGUCAGCAUAAUAACCGAGGACCAACCUAGCUUGUAUUUUUUAUUGACAUUGUCAGCAGAGAAUGUAUACACCGAUUAUCCUUCCGUCAUGUACUAGUUAUUGUGGCUCUGAAAUGUUCAACAGAAAUAUGAUAACAAAUAAAUCCAAUUAAUUAAAGAAAACCAGA
Messenger RNA from Nasonia vitripennis (jewel wasp), 4720 nucleotides. Its product is annotated as leucine-rich repeat-containing protein 70. Lineage: Eukaryota; Metazoa; Arthropoda; Insecta; Hymenoptera; Pteromalidae. The transcript has 4 exons. The record is from RefSeq and is a predicted model, not a curated record. Bases 368 to 1588 code for a protein of 406 amino acids. Gene Ontology annotation, cellular component: plasma membrane. Gene Ontology annotation, molecular function: protein binding.